This is a messenger RNA of Alternaria alternata, 1746 nucleotides long. Its product is annotated as diphthamide biosynthesis protein 1. Gene Ontology annotation, biological process: protein histidyl modification to diphthamide. Lineage: Eukaryota; Fungi; Ascomycota; Dothideomycetes; Pleosporales; Pleosporaceae. The record is from RefSeq and is a predicted model, not a curated record. Gene Ontology annotation, molecular function: 2-(3-amino-3-carboxypropyl)histidine synthase activity. The transcript is spliced from 2 exons. The coding region runs from base 1 to 1428 and encodes 475 amino acids.
AUGGAGGACGAUAGAGCUGCAACCAACCUGGGUCCCGAUACGGACCAGAGUAUGCCAGAAGAGGUCGCGCCCGUGCAGAAACAGCCGAAAAGGCGCUUCGUAGGGAGAAAGGCGGGAGAGAAGGCGGGCGAGCAGCAAGCAGACCCCAAUGCCAAUAUUGAAGAUUCGAGCGCGAUACAAGUUGCCCAGCCUCGGCGUACAGCUCGUGUCCUGAAUGCGAUCCCCGACGAGAUUCUGCACGACCAAGAAAUCAACGACGCCAUCGCGCUCCUACCGCCCAACUACAACUUCGAGAUCCACAAAUGUAUACACCGCAUACGGACAUCAGGAGCCAAGUCGAUAGCUUUGCAGUUUCCCGAGGGAUUGCUGCUAUUCGCAACCACCAUAUCCGACAUUCUGACGCGAUUCUGCCCUGGUACUUCGACGUUGAUAAUGGGUGAUGUCACAUACGGGGCGUGCUGCAUAGACGACUACACAGCGCGAGCGCUCGGCUGCGACCUUUUGAUACAUUACGCGCACAGUUGUCUGAUACCGGUAGCAGUGACCAAGAUCGCGACGUUGUACAUCUUCGUCUCCAUCAGUAUCGACACACAGCACUUGAUCAAUACCAUCACAGAAAACUUCGCUGCCGGAAAGACUAUCGCUUUGGUUGGUACUAUUCAGUUCAACGCUACAAUACACGGCAUCGUGCCGAUACUGCGCAAGGAAGGCUACAACCCAUUUGUGCCGCAGAUUGCACCUCUAUCCAAGGGUGAAAUUCUCGGCUGCACGUCACCGUCAAUGGCCAUCAAGCCAGGUCAGCUCAAUGCGAGAGGCAAAGAGGAGGAGGUGCCCGACAUGAUAUUAUAUCUUGGCGAUGGACGUUUUCAUCUUGAGAGCGCCAUGAUCGCCAAUCCACAUAUACCUGCAUACCGCUACGAUCCAUACUCGAGGCGACUUACACAUGAGACUUAUGAACACGACUCUCUCUACGACUUGAGGCGCACUGCCAUCCUCACAGCCCGGAAAGCACGCACUUGGGGUGUUAUUCUUGGCUCACUAGGCAGACAGGGAAACCCACACACCCUGACGCUCAUUGAGAACGAGUUGGCGCGACAAGGUAUCAAGUGUGUCAACUUGCUCAUGUCGGAGAUCUUCCCUGGAAAGUUGGCAAUGAUGUCAGAUGUAGAGGCUUGGGUACAAAUUGCAUGUCCCAGGUUGAGCAUCGAUUGGGGCUACGCCUUCCCAAGGCCGCUGUUGAGCCCUUACGAGGCACUCGUUACGCUCGGCGUGAGAGACGCGCCAUGGCUAGAGGAAGACGACACAGUGAGGAGAGCUGAAGCGAAGGAGAGGAAGAAUCUCUAUCCCAUGGACUUUUACGCCAAAGAGGGCCUAGGGCGGACUACUAUAGACCAUGUGAAGGCCGCGGAGGUACCAGUUGGAGCAUGAAUAUUGAUUGAUUCUAUAUGACGACGGCUUUCGCUUCCGCUCAAAUGGAUAUCAUUUAUGUUUUUGCAUGGCGCUUACAGAUUUUUGCUAUUCUUUGGGACUUUUCACAUCUUUCCCUUCGGCUUUACAGGUUGUCUUCGUGGCAAAUCGGCGCAGGGAAACAGUGGCCCCAAUCAAAAGUCUCGAGGCCCAGAGCCAAUGCUCUCACUGGACUAGAAUACUUUUCGCUUGUUCCGGGCUUUCAUCGCAACAUCAUCAAAGAAACAUCUUUCUAUAGUGAUACCCACAAAUACGGACGUAUACAAAUUCACUUCUAAG